AUGGCAGAGUCAGCACCUUCCACCAAACCCCUCGCGCCAGUGCUGUAUGCCUUCGAGACUGCCGACCAACUGUCGAGUCGUUUGGCCGACUUUAUCAUCAAAGCGCAAGACGAAGCCGUCUCGUCCAAGAAGGGCGUCUUCCGCCUGGCCAUCUCUGGGGGUAGCUUGCCAAAGACGCUCAACGCAUUGAUUGGUCGACCGGAAGUCAAAUGGGACAAAUGGUCACGUAGGAGGGUCUUCUUUGCGGACGAGAGACUGGUGCCACUCCACUCGGAGGACUCGAAUUUCUACACGUGCAACGAGGAACUGUUCAGCAAGGUACCCGAGCUCAAGAGGGAGUACAUCCACACGAUCGACGAGAAGCUCUUGCGAGAACCGGAAGAACUCUCUGACGAGUACGAGAAACAACUCAUGACUGCCUUUGCGGGCAAAGACUCUGUUGCCUUUCCCCGGUUCGAUCUCGUCUUGCUCGGCAUGGGCCCGGAUGGCCACACUUGCUCGCUCUUUCCCGGUCACGCACUGCUCAACGAAGAACUCAGAUGGGUAGCCUGGUUGGACGACUCACCCAAACCGCCCCCGACACGUAUCACGUUGACUUUCCCCGUCCUGCGACAUGCGCACCGAGUCGCUUUUGUUGCCUCGGGCGCAGGGAAACAGGAAGUACUCGCCCAGGCACUCGAUCACCCUGGCGAGCUACCGUGCAGCAAGAUCAAGCCCGCUCCACCGGGCCAAGUCUUCUGGUUCACCGAUCUCGAAGCGGCCAAACAGGACAAGGCAACAACAUACCCCCUUCCUGCUGCUCGUGUGCCCAACUCGGAAAGGGCGCUGUUACUGUGCACUGUGCCUCGGGACUCGACGGUGUGUGGGCGGCAGGCUAGACUGUGCGAGCGUGCAGCGGCCUCAGGACACAUCCUCGUGCGACCUCAGACCCGCUCAGGAGCAGACGACAGGCCGACGGGGCGCGUGGACAAGAGAACGACGGCAAACAAUCGGAAAGUAGACAAUACCCUCACUUUCUCUCGCGCCCACCAGGCCCAGAGGAUCUCGGCAGGAAGCAAACAUAGCAUGUCUGAGCUCAAACUUCGUCGGUUGACCGAACACAACCAACGUCUACGCGAGGACCUCGAACGACCCCGUGUGAGGGUCUCGGAAGCUUCUGCCUCAUUGAUACAGUACUGCAAAUCUACGCGGGAUCAUCUCUGUCCGUCUAUCUGGGGACCGCUACCGAAGAAUGAAGACCCUUAUGCGCCCGUUGCGCAAGGCGGCUGCUGCACCAUCAUGUGA
Messenger RNA from Mixia osmundae IAM 14324, 1284 nucleotides. RefSeq lists its product as uncharacterized. Bases 1 to 1284 code for a protein of 427 amino acids. Gene Ontology annotation, molecular function: 6-phosphogluconolactonase activity. The transcript is spliced from 12 exons. The record is from RefSeq and is a predicted model, not a curated record. Gene Ontology annotation, biological process: carbohydrate metabolic process; G protein-coupled receptor signaling pathway; pentose-phosphate shunt. Lineage: Eukaryota; Fungi; Basidiomycota; Mixiomycetes; Mixiales; Mixiaceae.